Molecule: messenger RNA, 1572 nt
Organism: Brassica rapa (field mustard)
Lineage: Eukaryota; Viridiplantae; Streptophyta; Magnoliopsida; Brassicales; Brassicaceae
Product: peroxidase 44
Biological process (GO): hydrogen peroxide catabolic process; response to oxidative stress
Molecular function (GO): peroxidase activity; heme binding
Source: RefSeq, a predicted model, not a curated record
CAAUUUUACGUCGACUCGUGUUAGCACUAAACUAAAUCCACUUCUCGACGUAGAAAUGGUACAUUUCAAAGCCGGCUCAAUGUUGAACGUAAGUUUUUCAAUAAAUAUUCCAAGUUGGCCAUGUUGAAUCUUCGACGUGUGGAGAACAAACUCUAAAACAUUUUUUGAAACAUUUUUAAAGCACAAUGAUACAUCAUGUAUAUUCCUUUAAACCAGUUAAAUUGACAAUGUAUCCACCUUUACUCUAUGCACGUCUUCUAAAUGAGACAUUCUCUUUGCCUACGUCCUGUCCCUAAAUUUAUAUAUAAAUAUGUAUGUUAUGGACACUUAGAAUAUCAUCACCAAAAGUAAUUAACAUUUACAGGAGAGGCAAAGAAGAGCUCAUCAUUCAAAAUGAGGUCAAUCACAGCUUUGUUUUUCCUUUUCUGUUUCCUUGUCCCAUCUGCCUUGGCGCAGCUCCGCUUUGGGUUCUACGGCCGAUCAUGCCCCCGCGCGGAAUCUAUUGUUGCUAAUGUUGUUGCCAACCGUUUCCGCCGUGACCGUAGCAUCACUGCAGCAUUGCUUCGUAUGCAGUUUCAUGAUUGCUUUGUCAGGGGUUGUGAUGCUUCCCUCUUGAUCGACCCAAGACCCGGAAGGCCAUCAGAGAAAAGCACCGGACCAAAUGCAAGUGUCAGAGGCUACGAGAUCAUUGAUGAGGCCAAAAGACAGCUCGAGGCUGCGUGCCCCAGAACUGUCUCAUGCGCAGACAUUGUAACUCUAGCCACCAGAGACUCAGUCGCAUUAGCUGGUGGUCCAAGGUUCUCAGUACCAACAGGAAGACGUGAUGGAUUAAGGUCAAGUCCCAAUGAUGUGAACUUGCCCGGACCAACAAUCCCUGUGUCUGCAUCCAUCCAAGCAUUUGCAGCUAAAGGUAUGAAUGCGAACGACAUGGUUACACUUAUUGGUGGUGGCCACAGUGUUGGUUCUAUUCAUUGCAGUCUUUUCCAGGAUAGGCUUAAUGACCCUGCCAUGGACCGCACUUUAAAUGCUAGGUUGAGGAACACAUGCCGUUCUCCAAAUGACCCAUCGGUAUUCUUGGACCAAAGGACACCAUUCAUCGUGGAUAACGCAAUCUACGGAGAGAUCCGAAGGCAGAGAGGAGUCAUGAGGAUUGAUCAAAACAUGGGUCUUGACAGGUCAACCCGUGGAAUUGUGUCGAGCUUUGCACAAAGCAAUGCACUCUUUAGGAAGAGAUUUGCUGAAGCAAUGGUGAAAAUGGGUAGGAUUGGGGUUCUUACCGGACGUUCUGGAGAGAUCAGGAGAAACUGUAGAGUCUUCAACAACGGACGUUGAUUCUACACUGUCCUGACCAUUGCUUAUUUUCACUCUUUUUCGUUCUUUUCCCAUUUUUACUCUUUUGAAUAAUCAACCGAAACCGAAGUUUGUUUUUUAAUUUAUUUCUGCUAUCAUAUUUUAUUAUUUCCAUGAAUUGAUAUGUAACUGCAUUUUCUAAUGACUUUUCAUAAUUUCUUUAAUUUUUACUUUCAUGUCUAUUGUGUGCAUUUUAUGUUGUUUAACUAUUUGUUCGUUGUU